GGCGGGGCGGGGGGGUGGCCAAGAUGGCGGCAGCGGCGGUGGCGGGGUGAGGCGGCGGCGGCGAUGAUGUCCGGGGCGGAGGAUCGCGAGGCCGGCGGGGGCCCGGCCGCCCCCUCCGCCCCUUCCGCGGCCCUGCCCGGCCCCGCGGCGGCGGCGGGCGGCCCGGGCGAGGCGGGAGGCGGUGAGGAGGCGGGCUCGCUGCUCGGCGGGGCCCGGCCUCACGGCGAGGCGGGCGCCGACCCCGACGCGCCGCCCAAGAAGCGGCUGAGGGCGGCGGGGAUGGGGGCGGGUGGGCCCGAGGGGGCGGCGGGCAGCGUGAAGCUGGAGGAGCGGCUCUACUCCGUGCUGUGCUGCACUGUCUGCCUCGACCUGCCCAAGGCCUCGGUCUACCAGUGCACCAAUGGCCACCUGAUGUGCGCCGGCUGCUUCAUCCACCUUCUGGCAGACGCUCGACUGAAGGAGGAACAAGCCACUUGCCCAAAUUGCCGCUGUGAGAUCAGUAAGAGCCUGUGCUGCCGAAACCUGGCUGUGGAAAAAGCUGUCAGUGAGCUUCCCUCUGAGUGUGGCUUCUGCAUGCAGCAGUUCCCCCGAUCCCUCCUGGAGAGGCACCAGAAAGAGGAGUGCCAGGACAGGGUGACCCAGUGCAAAUACAAGCGGAUCGGGUGCCCGUGGCAGGGUCCCUACCACGAGCUGACGGUGCAUGAAGCCGAAUGUACCCACCCCACCAAAACCGGCAACGAGCUGAUGGAGAUCUUAGAUGAAAUGGACCAAACGAGGAAAAAAGAAAUGCAGCUUUAUAACAGCAUCUUCAGCCUGCUCAGCUUCGAGAAGAUCGGCUACACAGAGGUGCAGUUCCGCCCUUACCGCACCGAUGACUUCAUCACGCGGCUGUACUACGAGACGCCGCGCCUGACCGUCCUCAACCAGACAUGGGUGCUGAAGGCACGGGUGAACGACUCAGAGCGGAACCCCAACCUCUCCUGCAAGCGCACCCUCUCCUUCCAGCUCAUCCUGAAAAGCAAAAUCAACUCCCCCAUGGAAUGCUCCUUCCUCCUCCUCGAGGGCCCCUACGACGACGUGAAGAUCCACCCCGUCAUCUACCACUUCGUCUUCAGCAAUGAGAACAACGAGACGGAUUACAUGGCGCUGCCCAUCGAUUCGGUGGAGUGUAACAAACUGCUGGCGGCUAAAAACAUCAACCUGCGGCUUUUUAUAUUUCAAAUCCAAAAAUAGGACUGGGAAACCCACCAUUGGACCCGCCCCCACCACCUCAUCACCACUGGGAUCUCGCCCAAAGUGCAGUUUCGAGGCAAAAAAAAGAAAAAAGAAAAAAAAAAACCCAACAGAAACCCAACCCACGCAAAAUUGAGAGAAAUCUGCAUGCGCCGGCAUCGAUGCUGCUUCUCCUCCUGCGUCGGCAGCACGGCUGUGGGGGGGGGGGGCGGCAGGGCUCUGGUUUUGGGGAGGGGGCGGCCAUGGGGCUCAGUAGUAUUCUGUACAGCGGCUCCUCUGGCUGUUUUACUAUUAGAAUAAAAAAAAAAGGGGAAUUUUCCAAUUAUUUGGCGGUUUUUGAAACUUCAGCAAGUGGCAGAGACCGUGGCGCUGCCGCUGCCGGGGCCGUCCCCUCUGCCCGUGCCUCAGACCAGACCCGCGGGGGUUGGGGUGGGCUGCACCUCUUAUUUGACCAAGAUUUGAGUUGUUUGACAGAAAACUGGAGUUGGGAUUUUUGUUUUUUUGGUGGGUUUUUAAAACAGAUUUUGAGUGUUUUCUUGGUUGGUAGUUUUUUGUUUGGUUUUUUUUUUUUUUUUUUUUUUAACCAAAAUUGAGGGGUUUGUGAGUUUGCUGGGAGUGUUUUAUUUGUUUUGGUUGGUUGUGGUUUUAACCAAAAUCAGAGUUUUGGAGGUUUUUAACAAAAUUUGAGUUGGUUUGAUUAGGUUUUUUGUCAAAACUGGGGUGGUGGGUGUGUUUUUAAAACAGAAAUUGAGAUUUGUUUGUAACCAACAUUUGAGGGUUUUUACACCAAAA
Falco peregrinus (peregrine falcon) is the source of this 2025-nucleotide messenger RNA. It is a transcript of the gene ZFTRAF1, whose product is annotated as zinc finger TRAF-type containing 1. Gene Ontology annotation, cellular component: nucleus. The transcript has 4 exons. The record is from RefSeq and is a predicted model, not a curated record. Lineage: Eukaryota; Metazoa; Chordata; Aves; Falconiformes; Falconidae. Bases 64 to 1233 code for a protein of 389 amino acids. Gene Ontology annotation, molecular function: zinc ion binding.